CCCCAGACUCCAGCCUCCAGCCCCGAGGCGGGAGGCAGGGAGCAGCGGCAGAGGCAGGAGGAGGACGAGGAGGAGGAGGAGGAGGAGGAGGAGCCGUCGCAGGAUGAAGGAUCGGACUCAGGAGCUGCGGAGUGCUAAAGACAGUGAUGAUGAAGAGGAGGUGGUCCACGUGGAUCGCGACCACUUCAUGGAUGAGUUCUUUGAACAGGUGGAAGAGAUCCGGGGCUGCAUUGAGAAACUGUCAGAGGAUGUAGAGCAAGUGAAGAAACAGCACAGCGCCAUCCUGGCCGCCCCCAAUCCAGAUGAGAAGACCAAACAGGAGCUGGAGGAUCUCACCGCAGACAUCAAGAAGACGGCCAACAAGGUUCGCUCCAAGUUGAAAGCAAUCGAGCAAAGCAUUGAACAAGAGGAGGGGCUGAACCGUUCCUCGGCGGACCUGCGCAUCCGUAAGACCCAGCACUCCACACUCUCCCGGAAGUUCGUGGAAGUCAUGACCGAAUAUAACGCGACCCAGUCCAAGUACCGGGACCGCUGCAAGGACCGGAUCCAGCGGCAGCUGGAGAUCACUGGAAGGACCACCACGAACGAGGAACUGGAAGACAUGCUGGAGAGCGGGAAGCUGGCCAUCUUCACCGAUGAUAUCAAAAUGGACUCGCAGAUGACGAAGCAGGCACUGAAUGAGAUCGAGACGAGGCACAACGAGAUCAUCAAACUGGAGACCAGCAUCCGAGAGCUGCACGACAUGUUUGUGGACAUGGCCAUGCUUGUGGAAAGCCAGGGCGAGAUGAUUGACCGCAUUGAGUACAACGUGGAACAUUCCGUGGACUACGUGGAGCGAGCCGUGUCCGACACCAAGAAAGCUGUGAAAUACCAGAGCAAGGCCCGGAGGAAGAAAAUCAUGAUCAUCAUUUGCUGUGUGGUGCUGGGGGUGGUCUUGGCGUCAUCCAUUGGGGGGACGCUGGGCUUGUAGGCCCCCCACCCCUGUCUCCCCCAGACCCUCCCCCCCACAUUGGGAGCAAUACCCCCACCGCCCCUUUCACUCCAUCCCCUGCUCCAGGCUCACCCCCAAGACAGACCCAGGCAGCCCCCCUUCCCCACUUCCUGUCGGACCCCAGAGUCCCCGGACCUGCCCCCCACCCGCCACGGACCACCCCCCGCACGUAGACAGCAGCAGGCGUGAUUACACACGCACACCCACAUGCGUGCCGCCAGAACAUGCUCAAGACGUGUGGACACCCCAGCGUGUGUGUGUGCGUGUGCGACGUGUGUGUAGAAGCCCCCACCCCCCCUCAGCCGCCCCCCGUCUGUGUGUCAUCUGAGCUUUCCCCUUCACUUGGGUUGUUGUGUGUGGACUGUGGCCAGGUGUAACACAGCAGCCCUGCUCUGUCUUCUGUGACAGGCGUGUGUGUGUGUGUGUGUGUGUGUGCGUGUCAAGGGUGUGCUUCCACGGUUGAUCGCCGUUCUCCUCAGAGCGCUUCGUGUUGUGCGCGGACACCCGUGUUGGGUGGGCGCCAGAGCUGUAUUUCUGGGCUGUGUACAAUACGUCUGUGUGAGUGUGAGUGUGAGUGUGUGUGUGUGUGGAGAGGCUUUCUACGCAGUGUGCUUCUGCCCGCCGGUGUGUUAGACGCGCACACGUGUUCGUCAGAGACGGGCGCCCGGUCCGGGGUCGUGUCGCCGCUGUGUCGCCGGCCGUGUGUGCCGUCGCCCCCGCUGGCGCUCCCCCGACUGCCCACCGCCCUCUGGGGCGGCCCCACACCCCGAUCCACACACGGCGGCGGCGGCCUGCCCGGCCGGGUCUCGAGCCCGUGCGCCCGCAUGCCGGUCCUUCUCCGGGGCCCCGCGGGGGCGGCCUUCAUCUGGGAACGAGGCGGGCCUCGGUGCGCCCCCCGGGCCAGGCCGCGAGCGCGAGCGGCCCCCGCCCCGGCCUCUUCGCGGGCAGUGGCACCCAGGGGGCUGCCCCAGACAGGCGCCGAGGGAGGGCACCGCUGCCUUCCACACGUUUCCUCACAACGGGGAGAGGCCCGCGUGGGUGUCGGCCGCCCCAGUCGACGCUCCGCGCUCUGCCUCGGGACCGGAAUGGCCCCCGAGGCGGCCUGCGCGCGGUGGGGGCGGGGGCGCGUCCCGGGACCCUCCCCCGGACCUGGACACAGCCACCCCGAGGUGAGGCACGGGCCCAGGGCUGUGGGGCGACGGAAGGGCCAGCCCCUCCCUCGCUGGGUGCGCAGGGCACCGGCACUGGGCACGGGCGGGUUUGCGGGGCUGGUGGCAGGCGCGGGGUGCGGGGGCGCGGGACCCGCGGGUACAGCCUGAACGCACGCGGGGCGCGCGCCGGGGUAGGGCCUGUGUGUGCACAGGGUGAGGGAGUCUGGCACGUGUGUUCACGGUGUUUCCCAGGGUCCCCCUUCGUGUGAGGCUGUGUGUGUGUGUGUGUGUGUGUGUGUGUGACACAGAGACAGAGACAGGGAGACUCUGCACUUGUGGCCUUCCAGAACACAGUCCCCCUCGGGCCCCCACCCCAGCUCCCGCCGCUGGCCCCAUUGCUCCCCGAGCUGUCUGAGCCCCGUGUGAGGCCCGUCUGUGUAACAGCCCCUGAGGUGGGCUCUGCUGUGGAGGGCAGCCUGCCCGUCCCUUCCAAGGGUGCCCUGCAGCGCGACGGGACGUCUGCCCCGGCCUCUGAUCACAGCCCUCCUCCCAUCUCGGGCUUCUCCGGGGACAUCAGCACAGGCCCCCGCACCCCCACCCUUUUUCCUUCCUGCCUCCGGCGCCAGGACACCCUUGCAGCCCAGGUGUUUCCGGAAUUCCCACCGCCUUCGGGGCCACCAGCAGGAGGGCGGAGCCGUGUCUGGAGGGAUGCCGUGGCCUCCGGGAGCGGCAGCGGGCCCAUGGCUGCCCAUCUCUGGGCAGCUGGACAGGAGGUUCAUCAAGGGUCUGCUGGGCCCCAGCUUCUUCAAGUCCCGCACGUCGUGUGAGGGCAGCUUGUUGGCGGCUGUGUCUGUAUGGGUCCCGGAGUGUCGUCUGGGGGCUGGUGUCUCGUGCAUGUUCUCGGACAAGUGUGUGCUGCUCCCUCUCCACGCGCCUACAGCCACCAAGCCCCCGAGUGACCCGGGGUGGCCCUGGGCCUGGCCGGGGCUCGCUGCUUCCCCUCCCCCCAAGCCCUGCCUCUCUCAAAGCACACCGCGUGUUCAUCCCAUGUGCCUGUGGGCCGAUGCACGCUCUUGCCACGCCUUGAGCGUGUGUACAUGAUGUGUUCUAUGCAUUCACCCUGUCCCCCAAGCCCGCCCCGCAGAGGACAUGAUGGGUGGCCCCCGGCUCCCUUCUCCCCCACCCCGCCCCCUGCCCGCUGUGCAGCCGUGUGCGUUGGCGUGUGUUUCCGUGUCGCUGGCGUGUCACGUGAUGUAGCCGUGUUUGCUGACAUGAGCCCUUGCCCCUUCUGUUUCUCUGUUGGUUUCUAGAGCUCUUUCCCUCUCCUCCCAGGAGGGGACAGGACUCCUGGGGCCUGGCUGGGGGCCCAGAGCCAGGCCACCCUCUCCUGUUAGCCCUCAGAGUCCAUUUCUCUCUAUUGGUGACCAAGUUGCAAAUGGAUAAAACACAGGAAAAUUCUGCCCCCCCCACCCCGCCCUGCAUGUCCUGUCCCCAGAGCCCCCCACCCCCACCCCGGGCCGGGUCGGGCCCCGUGGGACGGGAGAAAUAGCAACCAAUCCAACAGCGGG
Messenger RNA from Mustela erminea (ermine), 3710 nucleotides. It is a transcript of the gene STX1B, whose product is annotated as syntaxin 1B. Gene Ontology annotation, cellular component: endomembrane system; plasma membrane; SNARE complex. The record is from RefSeq and is a predicted model, not a curated record. Gene Ontology annotation, molecular function: SNAP receptor activity; SNARE binding. Gene Ontology annotation, biological process: exocytic insertion of neurotransmitter receptor to postsynaptic membrane; vesicle fusion; intracellular protein transport. Lineage: Eukaryota; Metazoa; Chordata; Mammalia; Carnivora; Mustelidae. The transcript has 10 exons. Bases 104 to 970 code for a protein of 288 amino acids.